ACUUAUAUAUUGUAGUAUAUAGUGUAUAAACAAACUUUAACCCGAGCUAGUUAUCCUUACAUCCGGGUGACUUACAGUCGUUAGCUUUAAAGCUAGCUGUCAGUUAGCAGGGCUAAUUAACGCUAAGCUAACGCUAGAUGCUAUCUGAUCCGUUAGAAACCACAUACCGGUCUGUUAGCCUCCGUGCGUGUGUCGGUGGUCCUCUGAGAGACCGGAGACCGUUAAACCGUAAACUGUCUCUUGUUGACCGGUUGCUGCUCCGCUGCAGCUUAGCAACAAACCGACGUAACCUCCGGUGACGUCACGACGCAACGUUUUUGAAACAACAUUUGAUUCACGAAUUUUACUGGGAACAUAUUAAUUACUUAAGGAGUACGGGGAUUUUUCAUAGGAUGUGUGACGUCAUUUAUCUUUAUUUAAUUUAUUUAUUUGUAUUAUUAUUAUGCAGGGCUUUAGAUUGUGAACCAAAAGCGCACACUCCGGAACAGAAAGGUGGCGGUAAUGCACCAUUGAGCUGGAUGCCAACCGCAGUAAAACUCGACAAAGAAGAAGAAGAAGAAAUAUAGGAGGAAGAAGCCAGUAUAAACAAACAUGGCCGCGGUGGACGUGGAGGACGAGAGUCUCCUCGCCUCCAUCUUUAAGGACCGCUUCUCCCCGGACUGUAACGCCUAUCUGUCGGAGCUGAGCUCCCUGAGGCUGGAGCAGCUGGUCCGGGAGCCGGAGAGACUGCAGGAGGACCGGGCUCUGAUCCUCCAGCAGACCCGGGACCUGGCCUUCAGGAACUACCAGACCUUCAUCCGGACAGCCAACUGCACGGAGCUCAUCUACCGGGACUUCAGCCGGGUGGAGGGCAGCGUGAACCGGCUGAUCGGGAAGCUGCCGGGGCUGGGGGAGAGAUGCAGGGGCUUCAUGAAGGAGGCGGAGGAGAUCGGGUCGAGCCGGAGGAUGAACAGUUUGACGCUGAACCGGCACACGGAGAUCCUGGAGAUCCUGGAGAUCCCGCAGCUCAUGGACACCUGCGUCCGAAACGGAUACUACGAGGAGGCUCUGGAGCUGGCAGCGUACGUGAAGAGGCUGGAGAGGAAACACUCGACUCUGCCCGUCAUCCAGGGCAUCGUGCGCGAGGUGCGUCAGUCCACGUCUCUGAUGCUGAACCAGCUCCUGCAGCAGCUGCGCAGUAACUCCCAGCUGCCCGUGUGCCUGCGUGUGAUUGGCUACCUGCGCAGGAUGGACGUGUUCACGGAGGCGGAGCUUCGGGUGAAGUUCCUGCAGGCGCGCGGCUCCUGGCUGAGCUCCAUCCUGGCCGCCGUGCCUAACGACGACCCCUACUUCCACAUCACCAAGACCAUGGAGGCGUGCCGCGUGCACCUGUUCGACGUCAUCACGCAGUACCGCGCCAUCUUCUCCGACGACGACCCCCUGCCCGGCAGCCAGGUGAACGAGGCGGCCAUCUUCCACGGCUGGGUGGUGAAGAUGGUGUCCGAGUUCCUGCAGACGCUGGAGAGGGACCUGCAGCGAGGGGUGGGGGGGCGUCUGGACUCCCUGCUGGGUCAGUGCAUGUACUUCGGCCUCUCCUUCAGUCGGGUCGGGGCAGAUUUCCGCGGCCAGCUGGCUCCGAUGUUCCAGCGCUCGGCGGCGGAGACGUUUCGCGGCGCCGUGUCGGAGGCGCUGGAGAGGUUCCAGGAGGACAUGAACGUGUACACCCUGAUCUCCAUGCCCUCUGUGCUGGGUGGCUCCAUCCCCCCCCAGCAGGGGCCCCAGCCCGGCACCCUGCAGCCCCCCCUCUCUCUGCUGGACUUCACCCCGCUCGCCUGCUUCCUCAACAACAUCCUGAGCGCCUUCAACGACCUCAGGCUCUGCUGCCCUGUGGGCCUCGCUGAGGAGGUGAGCGUCUGCCUGCAGGACGCCAUGGCCAACGUGACGCGUCAGGUGUUGCUGUUCCACCGUGCGGAGGAGUCAGCGUUCAGCGCUCGAGAGAAAGACCUCUUCCUGUCGUUCUGCUGCUCGUACGCUGAGGAUCUGCUGCCUUUCAUCAACCGCUGCCUUCAGAUCCUCUUCCCGCCCAAUCAGAUCGCUCUCAUCCUGGGAGUUCCCGUCUCUCAGCUGCACAGAUUCGGUAGUUUGGGAAACAUCGACAUCGCCGCCAUCCUGACGCCACUCAGCUUCCUGCUGCCGCAAAUCGAAAUUGCGCCGGAGGAGAUCCAACUUCCAGAAAUCUCCUCCGAUAUCGACAUCUCCCCCGAACUCAGCGGUCUCACGUUGGAGACGCAGCGACAGGAAGUGCAGACGCAGCAACAGGAAGUGGAGACGCAGCAACAGGAAGUGGAGACGCAGCAACAGGAAGUAGAGACGAAGCAACAGGAAGUAGAGACAAAGCAACAGGAAGUGGAGACGCAUCAACAGGAAGUAGAGACAAAGCAACAGGAAGUAGAGCUGAGCAAGGAAACGGGAAAAAGCGAUUCUGAGGAUCAGGACGAAGACUUUUCUCUGGAGUGACGACAAUUAUUUAAUAACUCUACUCUAUUAAUAAUAAUUAAAAAUGAAAAUAUAAUAAUGAUUUCUCCAUUGGGAGGGUUCCCUGCUGUGGGGAUGGGACGUUCAAAUGAUUUAUUGGAAAGAAGACUCUUAUUUAAGGCAAAGGGAAAUGCUAAGUCUGUGUUCACGCCUCUUUUUAUGCAUUUGCCCUUAAAGUCCAGAUAAUGUUGAAAUAUUUUUAUAAAGUGUUUUUCUUUUGGCUGAGGUGUAAAGUUGGUGUAUGGAUAAAAGCUAAGUGUAAACAUUUAUAGUGAAUAAAUGGGAUUUAUAGUGUAA
This is a messenger RNA of Gymnodraco acuticeps, 2811 nucleotides long. RefSeq names its product component of oligomeric golgi complex 8 (gene cog8). Gene Ontology annotation, cellular component: COG complex. The transcript is spliced from 6 exons. The record is from RefSeq and is a predicted model, not a curated record. Gene Ontology annotation, biological process: intra-Golgi vesicle-mediated transport. NCBI's taxonomy places the organism in Eukaryota, Metazoa, Chordata, Actinopteri, Perciformes, Bathydraconidae. Bases 592 to 2496 code for a protein of 634 amino acids.